AUGGGUAAGCCCGUCUUCGGCCUUUAUGUUAUCUGAGGGCAAAUUGUCCGAACCCUGUUGACCAAAUAACGGAUUAAAUGGCAUUUCUGGCCAAUUUACACGCAACAAUAGAAAUUUAUAUGCUCUCCCGACCAGGUCAUCUUUCUGUGGACUUCACAUCCUGUUGUCGGUCUUAAAGCCUAGUGGAGCAUUAAACUCUGAGAGUGGUUCGGUCUCUUACCUACCAGUCACAAACCCGAUAUAAAGACGAACUUGGCUCAUUGGUCGGAAACCCGAACUGAAUUCAUUUCACCGGCCCGCAUAAUUGAACUGAAACUUCUGCGCCUGAACAGCUUUGUAUUCUGUAGACUGCAAUCUUGGUGUUGUCGCAUUCAUGGGAUGCCGGACUCUUUAAGCCAUUCCGUACUUUUUACAUAGCAGUAUGAGUUCUCCAGUCGUAAGUGAGAGUACAACUAUUCGGUGGGUCAUGAAAGAAAUUUUUGAGCUGCACUCCGAACGGGAUUACAAGUGACUGACUCGCUGUUCAAAUGUCAGAAAUUGAAUCUAUGUGCGGCCUCACCGGUUUCCACCACAUUUUCCACAAAAACAAUAAACUAGAUUUUCUUGUCAAUUUUUGCCUUAUUCAUUUUGACCCAACAGUUAAAAACUUGGCGACCUCGGUGGGAUUUGAGCCCACGACAGCGAGGGAAAGGCUUGAGUACAGCCAACGCCCUAGCCACUUGAACUACGAGGCCCCACCAGGAGCCGUGAUUAUGUCUUGUUUUUUUCUGCUAUUAUCACGUGUGUUGUCUGUCUCUAUUUUGAUGUGAUAAUAAAUGGCCCUGAAAACACCCUACGCUGCAGAUGCGGCGCAUCAAAACAGGAGUCAGACGGAGUAACAACACACGUUUUUUGAGCUGUACUGUGUCAGCUCAAGACCGCAACUACUGCUGGACAGACUCCGACAGUCAGCAAGUGCGUGGGAGAGGAAGGAGCGAGUGUGGCUGUCAUUAGGGAAUCCAUCCUCGGGGCACACCAACGCACUUCACAGGAUAAUCAAUCGGGGAUGCUCAAAUCUGUUAGGACCGGUUAAAAGUCGGAGGGUUUCUAACCGACGGUCUAAGUCGGUUUUUAUCAGAACUGAGAGUCAGGCUGCAAUGGCUCUUUUAAACGUAACCUUUAUGACACUUUCACUCAUGAGAUCCCAACUGCCCUUAUUGUGGACUAUUACAUAUAGUGAGGGCCAAGUUGCUUGUCGCACGAGUGGACGGGCUGGUUGGCAUUGUCAUUUAUUGCGUCCUAGCCCACCUCCUGUCGUCUUGACAUAAUCUUGCCAGUCGGGCAAGGUGAAUGAGGGGAGUGAGAGAGGGAGUGCGGUAGGUGCCUCGCAAGUCUGCCUUUUCGUAAAUGAAUUCGCAUGGGAGUCACCGAUACAGCUCACACUCCGUAAUACACUCGGUAGGCGUCAUAACUUGCAACGGUCGAAGCGUCGGUACGCGGAGCGACAGUCACGGCAAAUUGGGUUACUAAAAUCGGUUUAACGCUUCUAACUGGCUGCACGAACUUCCUCCUUACCUAUCCACAUCGUAGCGAUGCCGUGAACCAGUUAACCAAAGUCAAGAACAUGGAUAGUAAACAGGCACUUGUCAAAGGGACUAAGAAGUACGCAUGUGUACGUGCGUGUGUGCCGACAGCGCUUGAUGCUUGUACUGGGCUCAUGAAUAAGAGACCUCUGGGACAUGCUUUGGUCUUUACAUGGAUGCUAUGUUCGGAAUUGAAAGAGACCAAACCAGUAUGUGCAUGUCGCCCUGAUUAACAAACCAAGCCUGUCCUUCGAUUGGGUUUGCGGCUGAUAGGGGAGAGAUGAGAUCUCUCUUGGCGUUGGGUGUUUUGUCAAGUUUGAAGAUUGACUACGCACUUGCCACCGCUGACUAACCCUAUACGAUACUGGGCAGCAGGCUUUCUCAGUUGAUUAACUAGGCACUACAGAGAAGGAUGAGACGAUAGCCUCUACCGUGGCUUGCGAGCUAGGGAGCAGAAAAAGAGCAGUUUAGUCCUUGCUUUUUGUCGAUACAGAGGCUCUACGGAGAAUAUGCUAAGUUUGUGUGACCCAUGAGAGGCCAUUACACAGUGCCUACUUAUGUCAGUGGUGGCAGCGCAGUCAGCCAUGCGAACUGGCAAUGUGUUCACAGAUCGACUUUGAGUAGGCUCUGCCCGUACCGUAUCUAUGUAUCCAGGAUCCUACCCCGCCCAUAGUAGAUCACACUUUAGAGCUGCUUAACAAUUUUCUGAUUCAAGGAGGUGCAAGCCGUUCUUUUCUUCUCAAUUUAUGAUACAGUGGCUAUCGGCCUACUCAGAUAACAUAAAGGCCGAAGACGGGCUUACCCAUCUAUCGAACCAUUGGUCACCCGGCACGUCCAUGGGCAGUGGGAAUGCUUAUCUAAAUAUUAUUAGAUGUACUUUGAGUGUCAUUUAAUGCUUGUACUAGUAACUGUCAAGGUUUUAUUACGUUUCAUUCAUGCAUCAUGCCAGUCGUUAUUGAAUAUUUUUCCGAAUAGCAGUGUAGCUCAGGAUACACUUUAAAUCUUUGUGUUCUGACCUUGGGGUGUGACCGGCCAACAAUGACAGAUAAGUCCACUUUUUAGCCCACAUCCAUUUUACAUCGACAGCUUUUCGCCAUGCGACCGCCUGUGAGGGCCCUAGAUCUGGGUUCCAAGGAAAAACUGUUUUGCCCUCUGUUUGUCGAAGCCCCCCUGCCUAAAUCCGUGAUCUUUUUGCAGGUCCAAUGACAGUGCCGAGCACCUACCUCCUAGACUUGCUUGCGGGCAGAAAGCAAUCAUCAUUUGUCCUCUUGGCGGACAGUGACACAUGCGAUGCAAAGUCCUGUCUUUGGCCAUGCCUGUACAAAGCCACCUGCGAUAUGUUCAAGUACCUAAUCGUUCGUUCCGAAGUCUUCGGAUUACAGUCUCCCGGCCUGCCGUCGACACUCGAACAAUCGGCCAAAGUGGUAAAUAGCAGCACCUUUGCGAACGCUAGCGCAUGUCUAGACGCCGUAGAGAUGGAAGUGUCCAGGCCGGCAGAUGAUGGGGGCAAGCGCUAUUGGGUAGUUGUUUUCGAUAACCUAGACAAUUUCCUCCUUGACGGUUACGACGGCGGAGGCGGCUGUCAAAUGCGCGAUUGGAUUUAUCAGCUGGCCGCCCGACUGGCCGUGAUUUCCACGACACGCCACGUCGCUUCUCUAAUAUGUGGCAUUAAGCUGUACUCUGAGAGCUUUGGCCUUACGGCGGGUAGCGAGUGUCUCCUCGAUGUCUUCAAGUCUGUGGCCACGACAUUUCUGGGCUUUCAAACAAUUACCAGGGAGAACGACCGAGUCUGCCUCCUUUCGGCAGACUUUUGGCAUCGGAGGACCAAAGACGCCGUUCUUAAGUCCGCCAAACAACCCACAGCCCUACCCACAAAUAAGCCUGCCCUCUCGGAUAGGUGUGAAAUUUGCUUGAACCUGGAGUCGCUGGCUGUGCUCCACUGUAGACCGACUGUGGACAGGGGUUUGGGCAAGGAAGAUGACCCAGGGCUGGAGUCGCAGCCUGUGUUGCCCUCAUCAACCUUCCGACUCUCCCUCACUCCCGCUGAAGCGGCUGACCGACAGAAGGUGGUUCUGCCAUUCAAGGCAAACGCCAACACUGGCCCAAGUAAUGAUGAAUGCAGGAUCGACUACGAACCCGAUGUGUAUGAUGAUUUUGACGAUGAAGACCCAGAUGAUGAUCUGGAUAUAUAG
This is a messenger RNA of Spirometra erinaceieuropaei, 3754 nucleotides long. Lineage: Eukaryota; Metazoa; Platyhelminthes; Cestoda; Diphyllobothriidea; Diphyllobothriidae. The record is from the annotation of a GenBank genome assembly.